AUGCAGGAUGCCAGUGCACGACCCCCGCCACGCUGCAACCACCCAGAGCGCCUGCUGCUCACAGAAGAGGAAGAGCAGAGGGUGAGUGUGGUGGCUGAACUUGGCCACACCGGGAGCGCGGCGGUGAACACCAUCUUGGGGGAGAGAUGGAAGUCCUUGUCCACCGAGCAGCAGGCCAAGUACUACCAGGAGGCCGACGCAGCGAGGCGCCGCCAUGAGCAGCAGCACCCCCAGUGGUCCAGCAGCGACAACUACGGCCAGAAGAGGAAGAGGAGGCGUCAGGGGAGCACAGCUCCCAGCAGCUCUGGAGGUAACACAAGACUUCACAGCAUGUGUCCCAUAGGUCCAAAGGUCCCAGAUUGUUAAAACAUUAUUGUUGAACAACAGAGACACACGUUGAAGA
Molecule: messenger RNA, 403 nt
Organism: Melanotaenia boesemani (Boeseman's rainbowfish)
Lineage: Eukaryota; Metazoa; Chordata; Actinopteri; Atheriniformes; Melanotaeniidae
Product: transcription factor 7-like 2
Exons: 6
Coding region: 1-366 (121 amino acids)
Biological process (GO): regulation of transcription by RNA polymerase II; canonical Wnt signaling pathway
Cellular component (GO): beta-catenin-TCF complex
Molecular function (GO): DNA-binding transcription factor activity, RNA polymerase II-specific; RNA polymerase II cis-regulatory region sequence-specific DNA binding
Source: RefSeq, a predicted model, not a curated record